Messenger RNA from Oryzias latipes (Japanese medaka), 7146 nucleotides. It is a transcript of the gene mbd6, whose product is annotated as methyl-CpG binding domain protein 6. Gene Ontology annotation, molecular function: chromatin binding; DNA binding. The record is from RefSeq and is a predicted model, not a curated record. Lineage: Eukaryota; Metazoa; Chordata; Actinopteri; Beloniformes; Adrianichthyidae. Gene Ontology annotation, cellular component: chromocenter; nucleus.
UUAGCUUUGCUAACUAGCAUAGCUCGUAGCGGUUACCCAGGAACUCAAGCGCAGUGAAAUGAAGCGCUACUGCUCUUUGUUUUUAAACCUGACGGUCAGACGUUGCGUAAAUCUUGAUAGCUGGUUAACAUCGCUAAUUCGUGAAUUAGAUUAUGUAAUGGUUAAAGUCUCGCUUAAUUGUUGAAAGUACCAACCAUUUUCAAAACAUUCACUGGCUAGUCGCCUUGCUAACUAGCUAACUUGAUUCACCCGCGAUCCAAAAGCGGAGACUUCAAAACUUAGCCAACACGGAGCUUAAUGCAAAAAAGGUUAAUCAGCAUUUGUUGUUUGUUGUGGCUACCUCCUCUAACGGAUAUCUGUAAGCUUUGCUUCGUCAUUUAAGCUUCUAUUCUGAUGUGAUCCAAACAGUCGAAACCGUUAAAAGUUAGCCUGAAAGUUUGUACUUUCUUCUGGGAGAAUAAAUUCCAAGUGUUUGGAGGAGUCAGUUUUCACUGGCAGUAGGUGUAACCCACCAGCAUGCUCAUUGGACUGUGGAUACCAUAGCCAAAACAGAUCCUGGCUUUUCAAAGAUGACAAGGAGCUUGGAGGCCACAGCAACAAAAUGAUGGGAGGCAGUGAGACUGUCAGCGGGGACAAGGAUGGGGUCCACACCGCUGCAAUACAUGUCCCCAUUGGCUGGCAGAGGAGAAUGGAAGGAGGGAAGGUGAUCUAUGUCAGUCCCAGUGGAGCUGCCCUUUCCACUCUAGAAGAGGUCAAGGCCUAUCUGUUGACUGAUGGUACCUGCAAAUGUGGUCUGGAAUGUCCACUUAUCCUCAAUAAGGUUUUCAACUUCAGCAUAGAUGUGAAAGUGGAACAUCGCAGUCAGCCUUUAGGUAAACCAGAGCAGGAUAUGACCAAACUGUGCAAUCAUCGAAGGAAAGUGGUGGCGAUGGCUGCUCUGUGUCGGAGCAUGCAAGGCUCACAGCAUCCGUUUGCCAAUUUUCAUCAUCCAGAUGUGGGUCAAGGGGACAGCAGAGAUCCAAAACAAGAACCUGCAGAAAGGAAAGAAGACGAUCAUGGAAGUUUUCUUCAAAAGCUCCAGCCAGUCUCGGCUCGAUUCCACAACAACCUCCACCCGAAUCCUUGUGCUAGUCCAAAAUCUCCCCACCACUUCAUCUGUCCUUACAAUGGCUCCCCCUCUGUGCUUCAUACAGGCACCAACUCUCAUCAUGCUCUAGAUCCUAGAAAACUACACCACCCUACUCUCCCAACAUCCUCCACCUCUUCGUCCAGCUCGUCAUUUAUAGCUCACAGCUCUGUUCCAAGGUCUCCGUGCACCCCCACACCUCAGAAAGUCAGUCAAGGUCAACGAACACCCAAAACCCCUGAUGCUCCAAGCUCUCCUCGAUUAGGAGCCCUUUCAUCACCUCCACCCUCUUCCCCUAUUGCUCUUGGUGGAGCUGUAAGAGGAGCACAGAGUCAUACUCAUCACCCCCAUGUUGUCAUUGUGGGAGCUCCUCCUCUUUCUCCUUCUACUCCCCUUUCUCCGUCUGUUCAUAGUUUGAGUGCAUCCCCUCACCAGCGAUCCCGCCACCCCUCAGCCUCUCCUUCCUCUCUGUGCGGGCAGGGAGGAGGCCCAACAGCACCAGAGGGAGGAGAGCUGACGGGAAGCAACUUGCGUCAGAGGAGGAAAUCCACCACCUCCUCCCCACGGUCCCCAGUCCCCAGUGGAUCCCCAAACCCCAGCCCCCAUUUUCCCAAGUACAAACUUGAAGACAUUUUGGAGCAAUUUAAAAACUCAGGCAGCAACAGCACUAAUAAUCACCACCCUCUCAGCAUUUCAAAUCCCUCCCUACUGACCACUCUCAGUAGCAGUAGCUCUCAUGUUGUCUCCUCUAAACCCUUGAAGACUAUCAUGCUUCCAACUGCUAGCGCAGGAACUCCAGGGUUUGGUGGGAACUCUCCAUCGUCCUCUAGUUUACCUCUUGGGCCAUUACUGAAUCACCAUUAUAGCCAUCAAGGCAAGCUGCCACGCCCAGCUUCUUUCCCGGCGAGCAGUUUACUCUCUGCCGCCGCUAAGGCUCAGCUCGCUAACCAGAUAACCCAGGGCCAGGGUUUAAAUGCAGUUACCCCCCCAGGGAGCUUGUCUUCUCUGAAUGUCUUGAAAGAGACACCACAGCAACAAAAGGUAACUAACAGCACUUUACAUAACAGCCACUCCCCUUGUAUUGCUUCUGCUAGGCUUUCCCAUUCCCUCGCUGCAGCUUCUGCUGCUCUCUUUCCCCCCUCCCACUCUUUGGCCCAAUCCCUGGCUUCCACUUUGCCUCACCUGCCCCCCACAGCAGAACAAAAUGCUUCUUACAGGAAGAGACAACGGCGGUCUCCCACAGUCCUCAAAAUGCUUAAAGACACACAGGCCUUGCCUAAUGGAUCACGGAGAACUCCACCAGAAGAUGCUGUAGUUAUCAACCUUUCCUCCUCCUCCUCUUCCUAUCCUUCCCCUUUGCACUCAUCCUCUACCUCAGCGCUGCAGAAUCAGAGUUCUGCAUCGGUGGAUAACCAGAACCAGAACGUCCCCGGACAUAUGGCCAAAGUCCAAACAUCGCGGCACACAGCACACCUUUCCAGGACCGUUCGGCCAAACGAGGCUCUGGAUUUCACUACAAGCCUGACACCUUCACCCUUAAGCUUAGAUCCUCCAACCCAGCCUUUGUCUGCUCUCUUACAUCUGUUGAGUGUGCAAAAUGCACAAACCAAUGCCUCAGCUGCCAACUCCGCUUUAGCUCAGUCCAGAACUGUUUCUGUUGAAGGAGGUGGACACACUAGUAAACAGAGCCCCAAACGGUCAUCAUCUUCUCCAGCUCCUUCUGCCAACAUCAGACUCCCACAGCCUCAGUCCCCGUUCCAAAGAGAUAACACUAAUCCUCUACCCUUGGUGCAACAGCCACUUUCAUCCCCUCACAUAUCCCCACAUUUCACAUCAUCGCUGUCUGUGUCUCCUGCUCAAUCUAAUAAAUCGAGUCCUCCACAAAAGCAUUCCCCCUCAGCGGUGCUUCCCAAGUCAAAUUUAGCUUUCCAAAGCAGUAGCUCAACUCAGCAGAUGACUUCAUCGCCGACAGACAAGCAACAAUCAGCUGAUAAUCACAUUCCAACAUCAGACUCUGUGUCCCAGGCGUCUUCACAGGUACCCUCACCACAAGGGGCUGGGUCAGCAGACAGUGGUAGCAACAGCACAACCACGUCAGUGGACCUGAGUCAGCGUCAAGGCAGCGCUCUGCUGCCGAUCCCCUCCUCUCCAAAGCCUCUCGAUCUUAGCAACCAUGUCUUAGCCUUUCUUGCUGCAUCCUCCACUGUGACACAGGGGAACAGCAACCCCCCCAACGACACAACCAACGUUCAGAUGUCUUCCCCAGAAAACCAGACUGCAAGAUCGGAGGAGGAUGGAUUUUUAGACCCAAAGUCCUCCACAUUGACCAAACGCUCAGCAGCUUCUAGUCCCACGUCUGCUGUCUUGUCACACCAUGAAGACCGUCACAGUCCUCCUACCCCUUCAGCUGUGUCUGAAUCUAUGGCUGCCUUGCCUCUGGCAGAAGCCUUCCCUUUCAUGAACCAGGAUCAGCUGCUCCAGCUACUGUCUUCUACUGGAGGUCUACCAUCUGUUUUGGACCCUGCACUCUUGGCUUUGUUGCCCCUGGGUGGGCUGUGGAUGGGAGGGCAAAAUGCACAGACACCUCCUGCUUCUGUUACACCACAGCCACAGCAAAAUCUCGUAGAGUCGCAGCCACCAGAGGAGCAGUCGAUAUUAAUGCAAGACGCACAACAAAAUCUCCAAGAUCAGCAACAAAAGCAGCAGCUUAACAGCAAUCCUCUGUUUCCCUUGUUGCCACUGUUGAGUGGCACCCAAGGGGAGCUACCACUAAACCUGAUGGGCCUGCAGAAUUUUAUGUCAGCCUCAGCCCCUUCAGCUGGGCAGGAUCUGGAUUUAUCUGAGAAAAACAGUCUUCAGGCGCUAUUUAUGGCAUCUCUGCUACUUGGACAACAGCAGCCGUCUUUGUUACCCCUGUCUGCAUUGGGCCAAAUGAGUCAGGUCAGCUUGGAAGUUCCUAUUCAGCAUUCACAACAGAUCCCUACAACCUUGGAUGGCCUUGCUCUGGAUAAGACCUCAUGCCUGCUGGAGCCAUCCUCUCUGACAGGUCCCGGGCUCCUGGAACUCACGCAGGGACUUCUUCCUAUUACUGCAGGAGCUGAGGGUCCUAUUCAAGCCCUGCACUCCCUGCUCCUUCCUGCCACUCUUCCUCCUCCCCCAGCAGCCUUCCUGCCCUUCAACCCUGCCUUGCUCACCGCUGCCCUGAGCUCUCUUGAGCUCCACCCUCCUCCAAAUACCCAGUUAGCUCCUGCACAGCAAACCCAGCACACCCAACCUCAGGUAACUAGUGAAGCCGGUGUUGAAACCCUCAUUCCAGUCGCUCUCCAAGGCAAAGACAACCCCAUACUUCAACAGUUACUGCCUACUUUGCUAAAUCCUGCUCUACUAGGAGAUGUUUCCGGUGUCACUGGCCUACCAAACAUGUUAGGGAUGGAGGCGGGCUCAAUUCUUCUGUCCCCUGUCCAAGCUUCUGCUUUGGGCAUGUCUCUACUCCAAGGUCCAGAUGGAGCCAUCAAUUUGCUCAACAGUAUACAGCUUAAUCUUGCACCACCAUCUGAUGGGGAAAAGUCAGAUUUAUUGCAGGAAACCCAGAGCCCUGUUCGCCAAGAAGACAUACCAGCUAGUGAAGUUGCUCCAGAAGCCACCCCAAGUCCUGCUCCAGCUCUAACUCCGUCUCCUGCACCAGAAUCCACUCCACUUCCUCACAAAAGAUCAGAGGGCAAGCCUGUCAUUGACCCCUACACUUCUUUCAUGGACACCAUUUAUACCUCUUUCCUUCAGGUCAGUGCAAAAGAGCAGGAAGACGGUGGCCAGCUAAGGCCAACUGACCCAACUUCCCCCUUCUGUGCCUUACCGCCGGUUUCCUUCCCCGUCGAACACCAUUUCCCAUCAACCACCGUCUCAACUUUCCCUCAGGCAAGUUCCCCAGCCACCCUCAGCCCGCGCCGGGCUUGUUCUCUACGCAAUCCAGACUUGUCGCGACUCAACUUGGAGGCAACAGCACAUUCCCCUGCCCAAGGGACACCUAAGCCCAUAGAGGACGGGCAAACAUCUCCCUUACAAAGGAAAACAGCUAUGGAGGGGCACGUCCACCUAGAGCCUCCACUGGCACCUAUAUUUUUGGAGGAAGCCAAGACUGACUGCACUGCAUCUACUGGAGCGGUUUGUCCCUUUGUGGAGGGGGAGUCAGAUCAGCAGGGGCACCUCCCUCAUACAGGAUACCUCAGCCCCAGGGAUGGAGGCAGCGAGAGGCUCGGUCAGGACACAACUGAAACAGUGUUGGACAGUGGACAGGGAGUGGAUCAAGCAGGAGGAGCGAGAAGAGGAAGGAAGAGGAAGCAAACGCUACAGAAUGUGUUGGAAGACUUCAGAGACAUGGAUGCUACAGCACUUGAAGAAAUCAAGGCCGCAACUGUGCUCCUGAAGCCUGAGAGGUCAGUGCGGGGGAGGCGGCGAAGAGGCGCCAGGUCUCUGAGGCAGUGAUAGGUGGAGAAACCAUUCAGCCUCUCCAUAUCCGUGCAUCUUUCCUCUCUCCUCUUUAAAAGAAGCCCAACUGCACUAAUUUGAUAAUGUUGUCAUGUCAAGUAUUGCUAUGGCAACCACUACAAAAAAAAACAUAGGAGAAAUAUGUGGUCAUAUGAUUUUUUUUUAAGUGAAAAAGAUUUUUUGUGGAUAUUUUUUCACUAGGUUUUCUCUUGGGUCACAAAAUAAUGGAUGUUGUGAUCAAAGAUUUUUCAAUUAGGUGAUUUGAUGCUAGAAUGGUCUUGAUGAAAACCAUCAAAAUAACAAACAUGUACUGUUACCUUCUCAUUAGUGGUUUACUGUGAGUCAGGAUGAAAGCCCAUCUACUUGAACGAUGCUCUCUGUUUAAGUGUGUCUGAAUAUGUUUCGAGGAGUGUGUUUUUUGUAUGUUUGAGUGUAUUGGACAACAGUGCUGUUGCUGAGCCCCUACUGACUGACUUUUUGUCAAAUUUAUUUUUGCGACAGCACAGGAGAACCUGUCUGUCUUUGCUGUUGUGUUUCGAUGGUGUUGUAUAUCAAUAGGACGUCUGUAAAGUUUUCACAAAAGUGGGAAAACAUGAGAAAAAAGUUCUGUGUUUUUCUUUCAAAAGUGUGAAAUAACCUCAAAAGAUGAGCCAGAGAAAUUAGUCGGCCUCAAAAGAUGAGGUUUCUUUGGCAGUUUACACCAACCACUGACCACACAGAAAAAUGAUACGAUUCCUUUCAUUUUUUUUUGUGUUUCCUUUUUGUGAUUAAAAACAUUAACUUGAAGUAUUUUUUUGCACAACCUGUUGAUUUAUUUUAUGUUGUGCCAGGGCCUCCAACAAGAUCUGUAACAUCUUUCUGAUUGGUAGUUUGGUAACCCGUAGACAUUUCACAUACUGUUACUUGUGGAUAAUUACACGUAGCUUUGUUGUGAUUUGUUGAAAAUGUUUCAAGAAAAACGCACCCCAAAGUCGUCAGCCCUCAGCUACAAGGUAAAUCUGUAUGAAAUGGGUUUUACUGGGAAUUUGAAGUUUUCCAGGAACCUUUAGAUUUAUACGAAGUACUGUAUGCCCUUCUGAUUGGUGGGAUGGAUGCCAGGUAUUCUCAUAGACAGAGAGUGACACUUUUGUCUCAUGUGGAUCUGCUGAGUCUGUGUUUUGGAGAUUGUGGAUUUGGAGUGAUAUCAAUCUCUGUCUCCCAAAGUCACUAUUCGAGCUCUUCUCCACUCACUGCCCCGCCCCAAGAUUUUUGGCACUGAGCUACACUUAAAAAUAAAACUGAAAUACAAAAGGAGAAUAUGCAAUUUCUACACAUGGAAAUUUGUACAUAUGUACAGUUAAUGUGUUUGAUUUUAUAUGGUCUGAGAGAGACGAGAGAGAACAAUUGUGAAUUUUUCUUGGAAUUGUAAUUAUUUUUCUCAUUUUUCCCAUUGCUUUCAAUACUUAUGUUUAAAAGAACAGAUUAAAUUGUGGACUGUAGCUUUCUUUUUUAUAUGGGAGUCCUUUUUUAUUUAAUAUUAAACUAUUUACACUAAA